Messenger RNA from Salarias fasciatus (jewelled blenny), 7960 nucleotides. It is a transcript of the gene adamts3, whose product is annotated as ADAM metallopeptidase with thrombospondin type 1 motif, 3. The record is from RefSeq and is a predicted model, not a curated record. Bases 38 to 3532 code for a protein of 1164 amino acids. Gene Ontology annotation, biological process: proteolysis; extracellular matrix organization. The transcript has 22 exons. NCBI's taxonomy places the organism in Eukaryota, Metazoa, Chordata, Actinopteri, Blenniiformes, Blenniidae. Gene Ontology annotation, molecular function: metalloendopeptidase activity. Gene Ontology annotation, cellular component: extracellular matrix.
UUUUUUUUACUUUUUUCUUCCUGUAUUAAGACUCGUGAUGGCCAUCCUGUCACUAGCGUUACUUCUUGUAGGAUUCGUCCUGACUUCAGCAGACAAGGCCGGCGGAGUAGAUAAAGAGGAUCAGCUGAGGAGCCGGCUGAAGGAGUAUGGCCUGGUUACACCUUUCAGCACCGAUUCGCACGGACACUAUCUGUCGCACCUGCUGUCGGCCACCCAUAAGCAGCGCGUCAAGCGGGAGGCCCAGUCCGGGGAGUUUGAGCAAAGGCUUUUUUUCAACAUCUCCGCCUUCGGGAAGGAGUUCCACCUCCGUCUUCACCCGAACAACAGGCUGGUGGCGCCUGGCGCGAUGGUGGAGUGGCACGACGAGGUGGAGGGAUUCGGAGGCUUCGGUAACGAUUCUGACGCCGGCCAAGGCCAACCUGGCAACCAGACUGAGAGGAUACUGCGGCGUGAGCUGCUGAAGACGGACUGCACCUUCACCGGAGACAUCACCGACGUACCCGGAGCCUCGGUUGCCAUUAACAACUGCGACGGACUGGCCGGGAUGAUCCGCACCGACUCGGACGAGUACUUCAUCGAGCCGCUGGAGAAAGGCACUCAGGACCUGGAGGACCAGGGCCGGGUCCACGUGGUUUACCGCAGGUCGGCCCUGCUGCAGGCCCCCCCUGAGGUUUCGGUGGAUUACCAGCAACAAGAACCGGAGCUCGGAGUUCCCGGGGUGCUGGACUCGGUAAUCCAACAGGUCAAUGACACGGUCCACCGCCGCCGCCGCCGCCGGGACGCUGGAGAGAAUGACUACAACAUCGAAAUCCUGCUGGGGGUGGACGACUCGGUGGUUCGGUUCCACGGCAAGGAGCACGUGCAGAAUUACCUCCUGACGCUCAUGAACAUCGUGAAUGAGAUUUACCACGACGAGUCCCUGGGAGUCCACAUCAACGUGGUGCUGGUGCGGAUGAUCAUGCUGGGAUACGCCAAGUCCAUCAGCCUCAUUGAAAGAGGCAACCCGUCGCGCAGCCUGGAGAACGUGUGCCGCUGGGCCUUCGUGCAGCAGAAGGGCGACCCUGAGCACGCCGAGCAUCACGACCACGCCAUCUUCCUGACUCGCCAAGGCUUCGGCCCCACGGGCAUGCAGGGAUAUGCUCCCGUCACGGGGAUGUGCCACCCAGUCCGGAGCUGCACCCUCAACCACGAAGACGGCUUCUCCUCCGCCUUCGUAGUGGCUCACGAGACCGGACAUGUGCUGGGAAUGGAGCACGACGGUCAAGGAAACCGCUGCGGGGACGAGACGGCCAUGGGCAGCGUGAUGGCGCCGCUGGUGCAGGCGGCCUUCCAUCGAUACCACUGGUCCAUGUGCAGCGGGCAGGAGCUGAAGAGAUACAUCCACACCUACGACUGUCUCCUGGACGACCCCUUCAAGCACGACUGGCCGCAGCUGCCCGAGCUCCCCGGGAUCAACUACUCCAUGGACGAGCAGUGUCGCUUCGACUUCGGGGUCGGCUACAAGAUCUGCACGUCGUUUCGCACCUUCGACCCGUGCAAGCAGCUGUGGUGCAGCCACCCGGACAACCCCUACUUCUGCAAGACCAAGAAGGGCCCGCCUCUGGACGGGACCGAGUGCGCUCCGGGGAAGUGGUGCUACAAAGGUCACUGCAUGUGGAAAAACCCCAAUCAGGUCAAGCAGGACGGCGCCUGGAGCUCCUGGAGUAAAUACGGCUCCUGCUCGCGCUCCUGCGGGACCGGCGUUCGCUUCCGGACGCGUCAGUGCAACAACCCUGCACCGUCCAACGGUGGCCAGGAUUGCCCCGGAGUGAACUACGAGUACCAGCUGUGCAGCACGGACGACUGCCCCAAGCAUUUCGAGGACUUCCGGGCGCAGCAGUGCCAGCUGCGCAACUCCCACUUCGAGUUCCAGAACGCCAAACACCACUGGCUGCCGUACGAGCACCCCGACGCCAACAAGCGAUGCCACCUGUACUGCCAGUCCAAGGAGACGGGAGACGUGGCCUACAUGAAGCAGCUGGUGCACGACGGGACGCGCUGCUCCUACAAGGACGCCUACAGCAUCUGCGUGCGCGGCGAGUGUGUGAAAGUCGGCUGUGACAGAGAAAUCGGCUCCAACAAGCUGGAGGACAAAUGCGGGGUUUGUGGUGGAGACAAUUCCCACUGCCGCACGGUCAAAGGAACCUUCACACGGACGCCCAAGAAACCCGGUUUCCUUAAGAUGUUUCUCAUUCCUGACGGAGCUAGACAUGUGAUCAUCCAAGAGCAUGAGGCCUCCCCUCAAAUUCUUGCGAUCAAGAACCAGGCCACGGGGCACUACAUCCUCAACGGGAAGGGGGAGGAGGUCCGGUCCCGGAGCUUCAUCGACCUGGGCGUGGAGUGGCACUACAUCAUGGAGGACGAGGUGGAGACGCUGCACACGGACGGACCGCUGCACGACCCCGUGGUGGUCCUGAUUAUACCCAAGGACAAUGAGACGCGCUCCACUUUAAUGUACAAGUACAUCAUCCACGAAGACUCGGUGCCCGUCAACAACAACAACGUGAUCCAGGAGGACACGUACGAGUGGGCGCUGAAGAGCUGGUCGCCGUGCUCCAAGCCCUGCGCCGGAGGUUUUCAAUACACCAAGUACGGCUGUCGAAAGAAAGGAGACACCAAGAUGGUUCAUCGGGGCUACUGCGACUCCAACAGGAAGCCCAAACCCAUCCGCAGGAUGUGCAACCUGCAGGACUGCACCCAGCCCCAGUGGAUCUCAGACGAAUGGGAGCACUGCACAAAGACCUGCGGCAGCCUGGGCUUUCAGAUCCGGACCGUCCGCUGCAUGCAGUUCCUCCACGACGGCAACAACCGCUCCAUCCACAGCAAAUACUGCAGCGGCGAGAAGCCCGAGAGCCGGAGGCCCUGCAACAGGGUGGCGUGCCCCGCCCAGUGGAGGACAGGAGCCUGGUCAGAGUGUUCUGUGACGUGUGGAGAGGGGAUGGAGAGACGUCUGGUCACCUGUCGGAUUGGAGACCAGUGUAACGGAGAUAAACCUGAGAACGUGAGGACCUGCAGACCCGGACCCUGCCAUGAUGAGCCAUGUCACGGAGACAAAUCCAUCUUCUGCCAAAUGGAGGUCCUGGCGAGAUACUGCUCCAUCCCGGGCUACAACAAGCUCUGCUGCGACUCGUGCAGCAAACGCAGCGGCGCUCUGUCCAUGUUGGCCGAGGCCGCCGACAUGGAGGAGCACGUCCGAUUCGGGUCGGCCUCCCAGCUUCUGGAGACGCUGACGGCCUCAGUGGGAGCUAAUAUCACUCGCACCAUCAAGCAGGGAGCGGGCAGAGCGUCCGCCGCCGCUCCCAAACACGCCACCACCCCGGUUCCCCCGAAGAAGGCCCAAUCCAAGACCACAGCGGCACCGCGAAGGGUCCCGCGACACGCGGACCUCACCGCCGCGGCGCACUCGGCCCUGGCAGGUCCCAGUGAGACUGAGAGAUCAAGCGUCGCAGUGGAGAGUCGAGGACCGACGCUGUAUUCCAAAGUGGAGAGAUGAAAGCGGCGCCUCUCGGACUUCUAAUGUACAGUCGAUAAUUCAACUUCAUCCUGAGUCUUCUCACACCAGAAACACCCCAGAGGAAAACAGAGUUAGAGGAAAAGUGCUGGCUCACUUUGGUUUUUUAAACACCCCCACCCCCCCUUACUGAUUGUAUGGACUCUGCAUGUCACUUUACAACAAUGUCCCGGAUCUUUUAUCCUGAAACCACCAGGCUUCACUGAAAUGUACAGAUCAUCUUGUCUUUAAAGUAACGUGGCACAUGAUCUGACGGGAAGCUUCACCCACAUGACAUGAAAUAAACUAAGCAGAAUUUCAGGGGCACAAAACAGCCAAAGCAAAGUUCAGUGUUUACGGGAUGCCUCCGCUCACUGCAGUUAUUUGAUGCUCCCCACCCCCGGAAAAAGCAAAAAAGUAAAUAAAUAAAAAAUGUCACAACAGAGGUGACAGGAAGGUGCCUGCAGCCUCCCCCGGGCUUUGUCUGACCGCACCUCUCCUCCCUGUGGUAUUGUCAUUUAAUGAAUUUGACUCCUUUUGUUGGUGCAGCUCUGCAAUAGGACAGAUGGCAGAAAAGGGAAAAUGUGACCAGGUGCACUCAUUACUUGUGAAAUUUAUGCAGAAUCACACAGAGAGGAUUCAGAGAAAGAAGGAACUAAAUGUUGCAGAAAAUUGUCAACAUUUAAAAUAGUAAUUGGAGUUGAUCUUUAAAUUUGCCAAGCUCUCACUGUGUAACUGAACCUCAGUUUAAAGGUGCUUUACUUCCACUGCAGACUCUUGAUCAAUGGAUGAGAUCACAUCUUCAACGGGCCUGUAUCAUGCUUUCUUAGCUAGUCCAAGCCCUAGUAUAGCCAUUAACACGGUAAUAGUUUAUUUUUGGCGCUAAGGAAAAGUCACUUUGUGUGAAAUAAAAGAUUUUCUGGGGCAAAUUCUGAAACCCGGAAGAGAAGACCAAGACCAGCUCAUCCCUGGGCGAAAACAAGACCAAGACGUUAGGGCACCAAAACAUAGUCAAGACCAAGACCAGCAUAUCCCAAGACCAAAACUUUAAAGGGACCACGACAGGGUCAAGACCAAGACAAAACCAUGUCUUUACGACUGUAUCAAGAUCAAGACUUUAAGAGACCAAAACACAGUCAAAACUAAGAUCAGAGCAUCCCUGGGCCGAGACAAGACCAAGACUUUAAGGGACCAAGACAGGGUCAAGACCAAGAACAUUGUAACCCAAGACAAAAUCAAGUCUUUCGGGCUACGACUGUAUCAAGAUCAAGACCAAAACAUAGUCAAUACCAAGACCAGAGCAUUCCAAGAGCAAAACUUAAUGGGACUGAGACUUAGACACAGCAAAGAUCUUGAAAAUGUGUCAUUGAGACCAAGAUUGUUUCAAAAGGUUACAGCACAGCAAUCUGUGGUCUCCUGGAAGCUUACAGUGGCCUUGUGUACCACAGUUCACCUUGGGAUCAGUGUUGAGACUAGAAAUGAAUAACAAAUGAUGGAGGUUGAAGACCAAAUGUUGCCUCCUUCAGAUGGAGGUAUAAAGGAACUGAAGUUUGCUUCCGUGCAAAUCCAGAGCUCUUCCUGUCGCUGCUGAUUUUACCGGUGAAAAGACCGACCUCUGUCCGCUUCUGCUUUUUCUCUCUUCUCUUGUAGUGUGAAGAUUAAACUCACUCCCACCACCAUGUUGUACAAAACCGUAUUGCAAGAAGGUCUUGUUGAUUAGCUUGGUAGCAUUAGCAGGUAUCCUCAUCAAGCAGAAUACAGACCGAUCCCUCAGCUGCCUUGAUCAUUUUUAGAACUGACAAAGAUCCUAUUUUUGAGUGGAGCUGCCUUCAUCAUCCAGAGCUGCUUGGUUCUGGUCGGCUCUUCCCUCUGUUGUCAGACUAGACGAUAUAGUGACCUGCAACACCAAGGCUGCAAACUUAACAUUUCACAUAUUGUGCUUUCAAACUCACUUGGAGCAGUAGUUUUCUGGUAUUUUUCAAGUCAGAAGGUUAACAAAUAAUGGUAAAAACAACGUGUGACAAAGCUAAAAACUCCCUUUACUUGAAUGUUGCCUUAUUUCUUGCCAAUCUAUGGAUUAAGCUCUACAUUUACAGAUAGUUUUGUAUUUUUUACAUUUUCAAUUAUUACACAAACUCAAAACAGUAUUGUAGUAUAAAUGAAACUUGACCAGAGAUGUAACCAUUAGGAAAAUGGUUUUAGUUGAAUAGAUUUUUUUUUUUAAUGUUCACAAAUUGCUGUUUAAUGGCACACUGCAGUUCAUUUAUGAAGAUGGGUAUUUAUAAAGCUUCCUGUAAAUACUGUACAUGAAAAUAUCAGUAUUAUUGUGAGGACCAGAGGAGACCUUCCAGCACCCUUUUUAACCGAUGAACACAGCAGAGCUUGAUCAAGAUGUUUACAUUGAUUUAAAUUUAAAAAAAAGGUUGCAGCGUUAUGGAGGACAUAGCUCGCUCAGUAACUAAUAUUUUUGCUGGUAUUUCGUGAGAAACUCCACCGACCUGCAUCAAAAUUCAGUAUUAUGUAACAUCCUGUUACCAUCAUGUUAGGCCUUCAAAUAUUCCUCCCCCAGUCGAUGCUCUGCAAUAAGCCAUCCCUGCCGUCAGACAUUGAAACCACCUGUUAUUGCAGCUAAACAGAUUCACUCGGCGACCAGCUUAUGUCUGAAGUACCUGUUCUCCCAUUAGUGGAUGUGAAUGCACCAGAUGGACAAUUCAAGUUAGGAGUUACAGUUGGAUUAAAUCAACCAACUUGCUGCGUUGUCCUGACAUCGGCUCAGUUUGUUUUAGUUUAGACCUGUUGAAGUUGUUCGCUCCUCUAAGGGAAACAUCUUUGUCAAGUUGUCCAAGAACUUCCAUUUUUCUUUGUGAAACUAUAAAGUAACAAAGAUUUUUUUCCCUCAGCUUCAUUGUAUUCAAUCAACUGACGGCACAUGUUGCUAAAUUAUAUAAAUGUCCAUUAGAAAUACUAAAAUUCGACUGAGAUGUUUUGGGUGAACUAGUUUAAAUCGGCCUGCUGUUUUCCCGUGUAAAAAUGUCAAUCACGCUCCAGCUAAACUUGGCAACGUCACCUGUGGAGCAGAAAUGUAGGAAACCUGCUCAUCAUGCACCUGACCUGUGAACGCUCAUCAGCACCGUGCUGCCUGACUGAAGUCUGUUUGUUCCCAAUUAAAAAAGGACUAAAAUAAUGUGGUUCAGCAUGAGCCUUGGUGCCAAACCUGUCUGUGCCACGGGCAACAUGAGCAUGAGCUGCUAAUCCAUCAUUUUCACAGUCAUGAGGAUUAUAUCACUCUUUUAUCUCAGGAGUUUUCACCUAAAUCAGAAGUGAAAAAGUGUAACUCAGUCGUGCAGUUUUUCCUUCCUUCCCCAAAGCUCUGCUCUGGAGUCACAUUAGGUUUGGGCACAUUAAGCAGACUCAUUUCAUUCUGUCUUAAAACAAAAUUAAGCUCAUUAUAACAUCGCAUAUUCAACUGAAACGAGGUUCUGUCGUGUUUUUAUGCAGACAUGAGCAAACCUUCAUCGUUUGGAUCACAGUAGGAACCCUCCCAAUGAUUUUUAUUUCUCUGAAAAGCAUUUUUUUUUACCCCCAAAGUGUCUUGAAAAUUGCUUUGUUUUGUUUGUUUUAAAGGGUGGACGAAGGUUCAGCAGAACAGGAGCUAUUUAUUAUAAAGAAAAAGAAAAAAAUAUAUAUAUUAAAGGGCUUCUUCACAACCACAGUGCAUCUGACUGCAAUAGCAAAAGCACAGUUUUGUGUUUCAGCAAAAAAUCUCUUGACUUGCAACUAUUCACACUCACUCCUGUGUGCCAGUGUAUAAUAGAUGUAUAUAGCAUCACGUACGUAAGUAUUUAUUUAAAGUUAGAGGGUUCUGCUUUGUUUUUACAGGAUGUGCACCAUUAGCAACAGAAGAACAGAACAAGAACUAGAGAAGAACAACCAGUUUCAGAUUCAAGAUUCUAACAAGUUCAGUAGGUUAUAACAGUUUUUACACUGUGAGGUGUUUGCUAACCAGAAAGCUGUCUUUUUACAGCCGUUUCGUAGAUGAACCAUAGUAAGAGAACCAAACACACCAGUAAGCGUAGCACCAGUAAAACUUGUUUGGGUUUUUUUUUUAUGAAUUCUUUUUGCAGAUGUCAGUAUUUUCUUCUCCCCAGUUCUGUCCAAGCCCUUUACUUUUCGCCUCUAAGACACUGCUGCUAACGCCAUAGCGAGCUCGUAAUGCCGAGUAGGAUAGCCGUAGAUGCUACGUUGACAAUCCCUGAGCCUCAGACAGAUGUUACCGCGGAGGGUUCUCCUCGUACUGUGCCAACACCGCUGUGCUAUUGAAGGAUUCUGAUUGUCAGUCACUCUCCGCUCUGUUUGCCUUUCUAUGUAUUUGUGUAGGUCAAAGUGUACACUACUGAUGCUGUUUGUUGUAAAUGGGGAGCACAUAGCAAU